Molecule: messenger RNA, 2774 nt
Organism: Carassius gibelio (silver crucian carp)
Lineage: Eukaryota; Metazoa; Chordata; Actinopteri; Cypriniformes; Cyprinidae
Product: B-cell receptor CD22
Exons: 8
Coding region: 89-1969 (626 amino acids)
Source: RefSeq, a predicted model, not a curated record
AAAAUAAAAUAAAUAAAAAUAAAAAAGGAAGGAGAAACAAACUGAACAGAAUAAUAUAACUGUAUUUAUUUAAUUAGCAGCAGACAGAAUGAUGAUUCCUGAAGGGAUUCCUCUGCUUCUGCUUGUUCUUCUUAUGGGCUCCUUCACUGGCUCAAACAAUGAACUAAUAAAAGUGCCUGAGAAAACAGAACAAAUUGAUGAAGGAUCAUGUGUGACCAUCCCUUGUUCUUACAAAAAAACAAAGGAUGGAAAAUAUACUCUGUUGUGGUUUAAAGAUCCAGAAUAUAAUAAAAUAUCACAAAUUUUUGACGGGACUAUUUUAUACAGUAACACAGAAGAACGUCCCCAGUCGCCAGGUUACUCCAGCAGAGUGAAAUACAUCACUGAUGAAACAUCACAAGAAAACCAAAACAUCUGGAUCAAAUGUGAUUUAAGAAUCACCGAUCUUCAAACAAAAGAUAGUGGGAACUACAAUUUUAGAUUUAUUGUUUCCAGCAACAUGAAAUAUAUGAGUGCAGCUAUGAAUCUCAAAGUUACAGACAAUCCUUGUAAGGUGCACAUUGAACCAUCAGAGCUGAAGAGUCCAGUCCGUGAGUCGGACAAAUUAACUGUUCACUGUUCCACAUUUGAUUCCUGUGAUCUUCAUCCUGAGUGGCUCGUCCAUACAUCACGACAAAAGCAAAAAUGGACGUCCUCCUCGUCGACUGAUAUGAUUAUAGAGACUGAAGAAGAUAAAGAAGGCAGAAAGAUCACCAAAUUGAAGCUCAGUGUGACAUGGAAGGAUGACAGAAGGAUUCUGUCUUGUCGUCGAGCGAAGAGUGAGGACAGCUGCCAGAUCAGGAAUAUCACACUGUCUGUGGAAUAUGCACCUAAAGAGGUAAAAGCAACAGUGAGCUCUGAGGAUGUGAAGGAGGGAGAUUCUGUCACUCUCUCCUGCACCAGCAGAGGUCAGCCUGAUGUCAGCUUCUCAUGGUUCAAAAAAGAGACAACAGAAAAGUCUCAACAAAUGUCUGACUUGAAACUAAAUAAUGUGAAACCAGAAGACAGUGGAGAAUAUUACUGUGAAGCUGAAAACAAGCAUGGGACACAGGAAUCAAAUAUCAUUCAAAUUGAUGUGAAGUAUGGUCCAGAGGGUGUCAAAGUGCAACCUGUUAACAUUAAAGAUCUCAAAGAGGGAGAUGAACUGACACUCAAGUGUUUAGUCGAGAGAGGUAACCCAGCAGUCUAUCAGUUCAUGUGGUACAAAAAUUCCCAAGAACAGAGUGAAACCAGCGAGACAUUCAUCAUCAGUAAAGUUACUGAAGCGGACAGAGGAUCUUACCAAUGCCAGGCUGAUAACGGGAUCAGAACAGAAAUAUCAAAUAACUUCACAGUAUCUGUAAAGUAUGCACCCGAAAAUGUGACUGUAAGUGUUAAAGGAGAACAAAGAUUUGGGAGUGAGCUGACCCUUACAUGUGAGGCUCGCGCCGAUCCUGCUCCAUCCUCAUACGAGUGGAAGAAAGACUUCAAUGGCAAGUUAAAGACAAUUGAACAGAAACAUGAACAGAGACUACACUUUCUUUCUCUGGAAAUCUCUGACUCUGGUCAGUACGCCUGUAUUGCUCAAAACUCCAUUGGAAAAACAGAAUCUCCAUUAGUAGAGAUCAAGGUGAAACAUGUUCCAAUCAUAAAAAUUGUCCAUAACAUGACAACAUUAACUCAGUGGAAUUGGGAGUUUCCGGUCUCUCUGACCUGCAGUGCAGAUGCACAUCCUCCUGCCGAGGUCUACAACUGGUACAGAGAGGAGGACAACGUGACCGUACUGUCAGAACAUCAGAACUUCACUGUUCAGCCUCAGAACCCAGGAAUAUAUUACUGUACAGCAGCCAAUGCUAUCGGAGAAUCACGAUCCGAAAACAUCAUGUUAUUUAUUGGCAGGUGUAGGAUAGUUUUCUGCUCAUCACUCCAUGGAACCUUUAUGAAAGCAUAAAAAUACUAUGGUAUGUUUAAAGAUUUUUAGGAAACAUGCUAAGUUCACAUAGGCCUACUUGUUUCUCUGAAAAACAAUGCUACAGCCAGUUAUUCUACUUUGAAUCAUGUGAACCUGCUUAUUUACAUUUACAGUAAAGACUCCAGGUCGCCAGUUGGUGUAAAACACCUUUUUCUAAUAUUUUUAAAUUGUACUGCAAUACCUACAUCAACCACUAGCUGUUAAUAUUUCUUACUGCACAUAAAGGUACAAUUAUACAUGAGCACAUUGUAAAUGCAUGAUUAAAGUAAAAUGCUUCCACACUUUGUAUUUUUUUUUUAAGUGGUUAACUGGGUAAAUGUAUGAAUUAUGAAAUAAAAACAAUGUUUUGAUCUAUUGAACACAAAGUCCAUAUAAUAUAAGUCUGUAUAAUGUUGUUUCAAAGGGAAAAUAUUAUAUAAAUAAUGAUUCUAUAAGUGUGCCUUCUACUCAUUCACUUUUUAUUUUUACAGUGAGUUGCUGUUACAUUAAUAUAUAUAGUACUAUUGAUUAAAAAUGUAUUAAUUUUGUAAAAAACUAUUUCGUUAUGUAUCAAUGAACCAUAUAUUUGUGUGAUCAAUUCUUGAGUAGAUAAUUGAAAAAAAAAAUGUUGUCUGAAAAUGUAGUUUAACUACAUUGUGUGAAAUGCAAAAACAUUGCUAUGCAUUUUUUGUUUGUUUGUUUUUGUUUGUUUGUUUUAUUAAACAUUUGUAUUUGGGACUGCUGAACUGCCAAUCUGAUAACAUUUAAAUGCUUGCAUAAAUCUGUGAUUAAAAAUAAAUAAAUA